Molecule: messenger RNA, 2286 nt
Organism: Vigna angularis (adzuki bean)
Lineage: Eukaryota; Viridiplantae; Streptophyta; Magnoliopsida; Fabales; Fabaceae
Exons: 5
Coding region: 1-2286 (761 amino acids)
Molecular function (GO): DNA binding
Source: RefSeq, a predicted model, not a curated record
AUGGCCGCCGUCAUCGCCGCCAUCCUCACCGCCUUCCUCGCGUCGCAACUUCUGGUAUGCCCUUCUUCUUCCAGCCGCUGGUGUGAAAAAGCUUACUUCACUAUGUCGGGAAACGCAUCAAAUUCAGGAGAAGUUAAUCCAAGUGUAUCUUCAUCAGUUAGUAGAAGUAGAAGUAAAAAUGCUCCAGGAAACCGAUCUGAUAUUGGAUGGAAAUAUGGAUUUGAUGUUAAUGGUAAUGGAAGAAAAGUGAAAUGCAACUAUUGCUCAAAGAUUGUAAGUGGAGGCAUAUUUAGAUUUAAGCAUCAUCUUGUUGGAACUAGAGAAGAUUCUGAGCCUUGUGCUUAUGUUCCGGAUGAAAUAAAAAAUUUGAUGAUAAAAGUAGUUGCAGAAGCUAAGAAUGCUUCAUUAAAGAAAAGAAAGAUAAAUAUCGGUGAAGACGAGGAAGAAAGUGAAAAUUUUGAAGGAGGACACAAGGUAUUCGGUUUUAAAGGAAAAGAAAAAGUUGCUACUACUAGUAAGGGGGGAGUUCAAGCAACUAUAAAUCAAAUGAUGAAAAAAGGAUACAAAGAAGAAGUUGAUGCUCAAGUUGCUGAAUUCUUUUACACCAAUGUCAUUCCUUUCAAUGUAAUUAGAAAUCCAGCAUUUGCAAAGAUGUGUGAAAUGAUUGGUAAGUAUGGAGUUGGAUACAAACCACCAUCUUAUCAUGAUAUUAGAGAUAAGCUCUUGAAACAAGCUGUGAAGAAAACAAAUGCAAAUCUUGAGGAAUAUAAGGAGGAGUGGAAGAAAAUUGGAUGUACAAUUAUGUCUGAUGGUUGGACGGAUAGAAAAAGACGUUCUAUUUGCAACUUCUUGGUGAAUAGUCCUAGAGGGACGGUUUUUCUUUAUUCACUUGACACUUCAGACAUUUCAAAAACAGCUGAUAAAGUUUUCAAAAUGUUGGAUGAUGUUGUCGAGUUUGUUGGAGAAGAAAAUGUUGUUCAAGUUGUCACUGAUAAUGCUGCAAAUUUCAAGGCAGCCGGAGAGUUGUUGAUGCAAAAGAGGGAAAAAUUGUAUUGGACUCCAUGUGCAGCACAUUGCAUUGAUUUGAUAUUCGAAGAUUUUGAAAAAAAUUUGAAGGUCCAUGAAUUGACCAUUAAGAAGGGAAGAAAAAUUACAACUUACAUUUAUGGGAGAUCAAUGUUGAUUUCCUUAUUGAAAAAGUUUACUAAAGGUAGAGACCUUAUAAGACCGGGUGUGACUAGAUUUGCCACGGCUUAUUUAACUCUUGCUUGUCUUCAUGAAUUGAAGGCAUCGUUGUUGACCAUGUUCAGCUAUGAGGAAUGGAAGACAAGCAAGUUUGGAACUUCACAAGAGGGGAGAAAAGUAGCACAUGUAGUAUUAGAUAGCCGAUUUUGGAAGAAUGUCUCCAUAUGCUUGAAAGUUGCUGCCCCUCUCAUGGUUGUCUUAAGAUUAGUGGACUCAGAUGUAAAACCUGUAAUGGGUUUCAUUUAUGAAGAGAUGGACUGUGCAAAAGAGAAGAUUAGGUCUAACUUUAACAAUAUCAAAAAGAGUUAUGAAGAGGUUUGGAGAAUAAUUGAUGCUCAAUUGGAUAAUCAACUUCAUAGGCCUUUGCAUGCAGCUGCCUAUUUUCUAAACCCUCAUUUCCACUAUGAACCUAACUUUAGAUCUGAUGAUGGUGGAGAGGUGAAAGAAGGAUUGUAUUUUUGCAUGAGAAGACUGAUACCAGAUAUGGCAGAAAGAAGAAAAAUUAAUUUACAAAUUGUUGAAUUUCAUAAUGCUAGAGGCCUGUUUGGAAUGGAAGAUGCAAAAGAGUGUAGGAAAGAGUUAAAUCCUGGGGAAUGGUGGGACAUCUUGACUUGUAGUUCUUCUGGAUGUGAGCGUAAUUGGAGUUCAUUUGAAAUGGUUCAUACAAAGAGAAGGAAUCGUUUACAUCAAAAAAAGAUGAAUGAUUUAGUUUAUGUGAUGUAUAACUCCAAGCUGAAAAGUAGACAAAUUCGAAAAACUAUAGCUCUUCCAUUUGAUGACAUAGAAUCAGAUGAUGAAUGGAUAGCUGAAAAGACAGAUGAUGUUGUUGAGAUUGAUCAAGUUGAAGGUGAAAAUGAUAGUGAAAAUGUUCACUUAGAUGGAGCAACAACAGAUCCUAUUUUAGAUGCUCUUGAUCUUGAUAACAUAACAUUUGAGAACAAUGAGGAUGCACAAGCACAACAUUCAUUAGAGGAAGAGUUAGAUGAUGAUGAUGAUGGAGAUGGAGAUGAUGAUGCCAUUAUUAGAGGAUUAGAGGAUUAG